Molecule: messenger RNA, 2286 nt
Organism: Colletotrichum spaethianum
Lineage: Eukaryota; Fungi; Ascomycota; Sordariomycetes; Glomerellales; Glomerellaceae
Exons: 2
Coding region: 1-2286 (761 amino acids)
Source: RefSeq, a predicted model, not a curated record
AUGGAAGCAGCGGCGAAGAAGGUCCAACUGCUGGCACAGCGCAUCCUGCCCGACCGACCGCAUCAUCUCUCCGUAUCCCCCGACCAGCGCUUUCGCGUCCCGCCCGAACAUAGCAAGCUCUUUGAGGAGUUCAAGCAUCCGCGCUUGCAGUACAUGACGCUGCUGUCCGACGCGGAUCGCGGUAUGCUACUCACUCGCCCAUACUAUGAUAUGCGCGAAGAACCUCCGAACCCCACCGCCCCCAAGGAAUCGAACGCGAAGAUGGAGAAGAAGGCCGUGACCAAGCUAUCACUGAGUGAUUAUAAGAACAAGCAGAAGAAAGUGUCGGAUUCCCCUCCCGACACUGGAACGACGCCGAGGCCCGACGCCUCGAGGAAGGAGAAGGAAGCGGCGGAUGGUCGGAUCGAUCGAGAACCCAAAAAGAUGGACGCAUACAGGAAUCGCGAAUCCGAGGCGUCAAAAGACGUCAAGGCGCACAAAACGCGCGAACUCGCCCACGAUGAAAGAACGAGCAGGCAAGAGAACAAGCCUAGGGCGGCUCAAGAAAGUAAUGAUACCCCAGAGAAGAGGAAGCGGGCUGCGGACGCCGACAAUGAGUUGCGACCUCAGAAGCGAGCGAGACCUGAAGCUAGCACCCCGCUAGAUGAACGAUCGCGAACACCCCGAGACGAUACCCCGAGGAGGAAAGAGAUGCAGUCAUCACAUGACAGGACACCGCAGAAAGAUGGCAAACUGGGUACAAGCUCAUCAUCAUUACCCAACGGACGAUCGGCUCUGAAAACAGCGCUUGGCUCGGGCUCAGGCGCCAACAAGUCGCCUGUAUCGCGAGCGCGAGGCGACUCCAUCAACGGCAACAGGCCUAGUCCUUCGGGCAGUAGAGCUAGGGCUGAAACUGCGUCGUCGAGGUCAGCAGUCCCGCCGUUGCUGUCUCCUCUACACCUACCGAACGAGUCCGAUUCUCGUCCUAAAGAUAAAAGGCGGGAUGAUGUCGGCGAGCACAACAGAUCCCAGAAGUCCCUGAAGUCGGAGCCGCCGCCGCCCAUCAAGAGACCGAAAUCCCCCCUCAAGCUUCCGGCGCUGCUCUCUCCGACAUUGCCCCCGAUAGUCGAGGAGGAACUGGCACGGUUGAAGAAGACGCCAACCAAAGGCUCAACUACGGGCCAAAGAACACAUCCUCCAGAUUCCCCGACGACUGGCAAGAGACCAAAUAUCGUAGUGAAGGAAGAGGAUGAAGAUCGAAAAGAACCAAAGGAAAAGGCCAAGGACAAGCCUCGCAGAUUCAUGGUCACGCUCAAGUACAGCAAGAAGUACACCAAGUCUGUCCAGAGACUGCUGGCACUGCAGCCCAGGAAAGAUGCGAUCAAGAAGGAGCGCUCAGUGAGCAUAGAGCCACCGGCGCCGCCUCAGGCGCGGAAACGACCCAUCAGCAGUACCGAGCAUGUUGGCGAUUCGAUUGCGGUGAAGCGACCCAGGACGUCGGACAUCACAGGCUCCAUAAAGCUGGUCACGCCUUCAACGCCUUCGAAGGCGGCCACGACGAUGUCAAGAGUGGCAUCGAGCAACUCGGUCAAUACCCCUGGAGACGGCAGCAGCCUCACCCCCGCUGCGCCACCUUCAUCAGACCGUGACCGGCCACAGACAAGAGACGACAGCAGAGAGGCCGCGAACCCGGCCAGGGUCCAAUCGCUGCGCGACCGUUGGAGCCGAUUCAGCAAACUCGGUACCAAGUUAAAGCAUGAGCGCGAUAUGCUAUUGGAGCGCAAGAACAGCGACCGCGGCGCACCUAUAUCCGACUCGGAUAGCAAGCUCAGCAUGAUAUUGGGGUUGGAAACCGCAUUGGCAUUCAUGGUUAGCUUCAGGGCGCUGUUCGAGUCGCGGCGAAUGGAGAACAAGGCGCAAGAUCCCAAGCAAUGGGGUAGCAUUCUGCCAUUACUUAACGUCAUGCGCCACGAUGUACGGAAGAGCAAGCCGCUGGAGGCACUGUUUUGGCAGUUGCAGGGCGUGAUCCACGAGGAGCUCAUCAAGUGCUACUGGUCGCUCGACCCCGCAUCCCACGCAGGGCAGAUUAUCGGUGCGGAACGGGGCCGGGCGAACGUGUGGAAAUCGGCCUUUGACGCCGCUGAGCGCGUGGAGGCUUCUGCGAUGCGCACCACCAUGGGCCCGUGGACGAGCGUGGAGGAUGCCGUGGCGUCGGCACUGAGAAUCAUGCGCCGGUGGACGCAAGAGGAAAACGUCUCGUGGCGCGCCGAGGUCACUGUAUCGGCGGCCAACGGAGCGUCGUCAUAG